Molecule: messenger RNA, 209 nt
Organism: Funneliformis geosporum
Lineage: Eukaryota; Fungi; Glomeromycota; Glomeromycetes; Glomerales; Glomeraceae
Source: the annotation of a GenBank genome assembly
AUGGCUUUAGUAGAUGAUAUUUCUAUAUUACUUGAAUAUUUGUCUAACUUACUAACCCAGCCUGGAAGUCAGAAAUUUUCACUGUUUUCUACUACUACACUAACUAAAAAUUCUCUUUCAUUAAGAAAAACACGCGUUUUUUACCUAACAUGUAUUGGAGCUAAAUGUUUUGAAUGUUAUGCCACCAAAAAUGAGAAUAUAGACCUAUU